This is a messenger RNA of Ophidiomyces ophidiicola, 579 nucleotides long. RefSeq lists its product as uncharacterized. Bases 1 to 579 code for a protein of 192 amino acids. The record is from RefSeq and is a predicted model, not a curated record. The transcript is spliced from 3 exons. Lineage: Eukaryota; Fungi; Ascomycota; Eurotiomycetes; Onygenales; Onygenaceae.
AUGGCUGGUACUCAAUACGGUGCGAUCGGCCUGACAUUCAAAAUUGUCCGCAUUCUCCAGGCCGUGUGUUUAAUUGCAAUUAUUGGCAUGACUUCAAACUUCAUUUCCCAGAUGGUCUCGAACAAUACCAAUCCUCCGGAAGUGCUUGUGGGUACUCUUAGUGUGACCUGUAUUGCAGUCUUGUACUGCGUCGUCACAUUCAUUCUCUUUCUCGAUGACAUCCUCCCAUUCUUAAUCAGUACUGGGCUGGACGGCCUUCACCUUAUUGCUGUGGUUGUUGUUGCUGUUACCGUUGGAAAACCAUUGUCUUACGUCAAUUGUAACAUUCUUGGCAGGGUUGCGAGCAGUAUGUCUUCGGCUUAUACCUUCACCGCCGCGCUGGGUAACUCUCUUGCCAAGAAUGGUGAUAAAAUCAGUUAUACACACUGGAUCGGCACUUCAAAGCAAAGCUGCCUUGAAAUGAAAUCCAUUUGGGGGUUGAGUAUUGCUCUCUGUAUUCUCUUUGCGCUGUCCGCCACGUGCAGCAUCGUUAUGUGGCGCCAAAAGAAGCCAGUCCCUCCCAAGGAUGUUGAAGGAUAA